AUGUUCUUGGAUUUAUGUGAUAUUGGUAAUACAGUUUCGGCUAAAACGUUUCUGGAAAUAAUUUGCGAACUUGGCACUGAUUUUGAAGGUGUUGGCAUCGUAUCAGGCAAAGUUUCAAGCAGUUAUAUAGAAUGUUUGCAGCAAAUCGCUUCAAAAGUGUCAGAAAAACAGUAUGUUUUGAGGAAAUUGUAUUUUUUGUUCGAUAAAGAUCAGAGUGAUAGCCUUCUAGGAGCAGAAUCCAUUUUGCAGUAUUUUUUCACAUACUUAUGUUCGAACAUUAUGGAACCUCUUGAUCGGGAACUAGACUUCUAUCCAAUCAAUGGAAAAGUUUGGAAGGACUUCCUAUUUUCUUGUUGUAGUGGUUACGCGAGUGAUCAAUAUAGCGACUGGAUGCUUUUUAUACAACUCAUGUCAAUGCUUAUCAAAAAAUCUGAAUCAGUUUGGCGAGCAAUGAUGCCACGAAUUUUUUCUAAAUUCCCAGCGAAACGAUUUCGCGAAAUGCCAAUCCAUUCACUUAUUUGCGUAUUCAGCCUCUUUAUCUCAUCCUUGCACAAUACAGAUAUGGAAGAGACAUCCAACAAGGUGAUUUCAUUAGCGACAGCUGCGUUUGAUCCUUCGGAUAAAGAACGUCACGAUGUCUUGAUUAGAGUAGUUCAAUGUACGAAGUAUAUUUUGGAUGAAAAUCAUCAUGAUUCUUCUCAAGCAGUCGCAACGUUGAUAGCAUUGAUGGGAAGGCUUGAUGAUAAAAAAGACGUUUCGCUUUAUGCCGAGUGUUGCAUGUGUAUCGGUGAAAAAGUAUCUGAGAUCGGCUCCUUAAUGCGCUUUUUACCAUCCAUGAGUGACAUGGAUUUGGAACAGCUCUUAGUGAUGACUGCUCACUGUCGAACUGAAAAUAGUGUUCUGUGGAAUGCAGCAAUCAGUCAUCUCAAAAGUCCUAAUUUCUCUAUGGCAAUAAGUUAUAUUGUUGAGCAGUUGGCAAUAAAAUUUGAGCGCAAUCAAUCAGCUUUUCAAAACAUGCGUCAAGUGGUGCAAAAUCUCUUAGCUGAAAAAAGUUGUAAAUUUGAAGUUUGUUUAUACUUUUUACGAGAAUUUUUGAGAAGAACUAACGAUGGGACCUAUCCGGUUGAGCUCAUUGUUCCCAUAUGGUUAGUAGUUACUUUCGAAAAGCCGGACACUGAUGAACUUAAUGACAUAUCUGAAAGUAUUUGGAAGAAUCUUCGAGUGUCAUUUCGAAGAAAUUGCUUGUAUUUUGAAGCUUUUUCUAUGGACUCACCCUCAACAAUUCUCUUAAUACGUUGGCUAUUUGAGACUGUAUCAAAAAACGCAAAUAAUAAUAAGAAAUGGGUUUACGAGAAUAUUAUGAGUUGGUCCGAACUGCUGGUGGCACCUCUACAUCGUAUUUUGAUGAAUGGUGAAGAAACAACAGUGAUGCAAUGCUGUCGUAUAAUGUCCUAUUUAUACAUGUAUGUUGCGCAACAAAUUUAUAAGCCACCCUCAGAAUGUAAUUUUAACCGGUCACCAUUUGUGCGAUUCUGCAAACUUAUACUACAAAAUGUGCUCUUAGUGCGCGAAUUUCCCGCGAUCUUUGUUCGUGAAGUAUUACCUAACUACAUGGCUGGCAUGUUAUCAUUGCCAGUACAUUCUGUGCCGUAUCUUCUGCGUGUUGUUUCGGAUAUACUCGAAAAACACUUGGAUGAUACUGUCUUAAAAGGCAUAUUUGUGAAUAUGCUCAAGGAAAAACCACAGUUGACCACCGCAUUAUAUGCUUCAUCGAAAGUGGGCACAAAAUUGUUCAAUUUUGUCUCACAAAUAAAGUAA
Molecule: messenger RNA, 1818 nt
Organism: Cercopithifilaria johnstoni
Lineage: Eukaryota; Metazoa; Nematoda; Chromadorea; Rhabditida; Onchocercidae
Source: the annotation of a GenBank genome assembly